Schistosoma curassoni is the source of this 2939-nucleotide messenger RNA. The record is from the annotation of a GenBank genome assembly. NCBI's taxonomy places the organism in Eukaryota, Metazoa, Platyhelminthes, Trematoda, Strigeidida, Schistosomatidae.
GGUACUUGCCUUUCAAGACUAACAGGAAAUAGUUAUAAAUGGGAUUGUGAAAUAUCAUUGUAUGGAAUAUUAUUAGAUAAUUAAACAUUGUUCAGUUGAAUUGGAUUUAAACCAGUGUUUCAAUCACUAAACUGUGUAUCUCUUAUUCACGAUUUCGUAGAUGAUAAGAAGGAUGUAUUAAGAAUUUAUUGUUUAUAAGUUUUUGAUGCAUCUUACUUUUCUAAGUAUAGGUAAAAUUAAUAUGGCUUCGAAUCUCAAUUAUUUUCUUCUAGUCUAGUUAUUAGCUUAUAAUUGCGUCGUAGAAACACUCAUAUAACGGUUUCUUUCGUUUAAGCUUUUAUGUGAAGUGCUACUCUGAUUUUUCGUUUACUAGCUCAUAAAUUUGUUGAAUGUAUUAAUGCUUUCGAGUUGUCAUAUAUUUCCAGUUUUUAUACCGAGGCUUCAAUGUCACGCAGCUGUAUAUACCAUCUUCAUUCUUCACUGCUUUCUAAACGUAUUAAUCCUGAGGAUGUUUGGCGCGUAUUUAUUGGUCGUAUCCAAGCCGAUAUGCAAGGUGUUAAAGAUGGUUUAUCUGUGUCAAAACUUGGUCUUCCUCCUACCAAUUCAAUACUGAGUAGCUUAUCUGAGAUUAUGCCAAAGAGUUCAGUUACAAAUCCAGAUACUCCCAAUUUGAUGACUUCCGUACCGGUGGUUGUAAAAGAUAAUUUAUGUGUCAAUUAUCGUAGACUACCUCUAAAAACAACAUGUGCUUCUAAAUCACUGGAAAACUUUUGUUCACCAUAUGAUGCUGCUGUUGUAUCAUCUCUUCUUCAUUCAGGAGCUUUUAUUAUCGGGAAGUCAAAUAUGGAUGAGUUCGCAAUGGGUUGUGGAUCUACAGAUAGUGCAGUUGCUGGUCCUGUUGUUAAUCCAUGGUCUGAAAAAGCAGCUAGCGAAAUUCGUCUUAUCUCGGGAGGUAGUUCUGGAGGCAGUGCUGCUGCAGUUGCUGCUGGUCUUUGCUUGGCUAGCGUUGCUUCGGAUACUGGUGGUUCAGCACGAUUACCUGCUGCUUAUUGUGGAGUUGUUGGUUUAAAGCCAACAUAUACUUUACUCUCUCGUCAUGGUCUUAUCCCAUUAGUAAACACUUUAGACGUACCUGCCAUCAUUGCACCAUCUGUCAGCGAUGUGGCUUGUGUUUUAACAAGUUGGCUAUCCCCCAUAAAUAACUUUGCACGAAUAGGUGAUGCCACAUGUUCUCAACUUCCACACUCUUUUCUGACUCGUAUGUACAAUGAAUUGCAAGCUCUUGGCAAAGGUGAUUUAGAUUCUGCUUCCAAGGACGCUCCGCUACGCAUAGGUAUCCCGUUAGAGUAUCAUGUUCCUGGUCUUCAAGAGGAGAUAUGUUCCAUGUGGGACACUGUUGCCGGUUGGUUAGCUGAUCAUUUAUCCUGUCUUGUACAGUCAGUCAGAUUACCUCAUACACCUAUGGCCACAACUGUGUAUUCAGUUUUGUGUGCGACAGAAGUAGCAUCAAACAUGGCCAGAUACGAUGGGUUAAAGUAUGGAUUUUCCACAACGAAGUUAUCCAACUAUCAUGAAGAUUCAUUACUGAAAAAUACGGUGACACAAUACUCUGCUACUCGUUCAUUAGGUUUCGGUGAUGUUGUUCAAGGCAGAAUUUUCGCUGGUAAUUUCUUUCUUCUUCGAGAUCAACAGUGUCGACAUUUAGCUGCUGCACGACGUCUAUGGCGUUUGAUCAAGGAAGAUUUCAUGAAGGUAAUGUCUAGAUUUUUGUGCUAACAAAUGUACUUCAUCGAUAUAAGAAAACCAGAAAUUCUACAUAACACCACAUGAGUUUUAGCCCAUUGUGUCACAUUAAUUAUAUAGUUAGCGCGUUAUCAAAAACACUGUUUAAUUAAUAUCAUUAUCAAUGGCUUUAUUUAAUAUUAUAUUUUCGGUACAAUAUAGAACUCUCAUCACAAAGUAUUUCAACAAGUUUCCUUUCCUUAUUUCUUGAUCGACCCUGGCGAUAAAUACUAAGUGAUCGCCAGUUCAGGAAUCGACAUCUGAAUAAUAUUCAUUUUUUAAAAUGCAUAUUGCUAAUCACCAUGAUGCCGCUGAUUAUACGUUUUUGUAACCUGUAUAGCGAAAGGUCGUAAACUUUUCAUAGACGCGCCUAAAAAAGUUAUGCGAUUAAUAGAUGUAAUGAUGUGUUAAAACAAACAAAAACAGAUAACGUGUUGAAAUAUCUAGAUGACAGAAACAGGUAGCCCAAAUUGUUGACUUUUGAUGUAGAAUAUAAUUUUUACUAUUAUUAGACUUCACAUAUAGUUAAGCUUUUUAUCGAUGUUGCUAUUUUCAGGUUUUUGAAUCAGUUGAUUUUAUAUUAACACCAGUAUCACCUAGUUUACCUAUUAGUAUAGAUGAAUUUUCCAAACUCGACAAUCGAACACGUACUACACUUGAUGAUGUAUGUACAGUAGCUGUAAAUUUGUCCGGAUUACCUGCAAUUUCAUUUCCUGUCGGUCUAUCAUCUACACGUGGAUUACCAAUUAGUUUACAAUUAAUUGGACCAUACUUUUCAGAAUGUCAACUGUUAUCACUCGCUGCUAAAUUAGAACAUCAGGCAUGUUUUCAACCUUUAAUUAAUCAUAAAUCCAUUAUUGAUUCUAUUUAAGAGUGCUUGAUUUUUUAAAUUUUUCUUAGUCUCUUUUCCCUCAUUUCUUUCGGUAAAUCAUUUGAAAUUGAAUUAUCGAGUGAAGUUGUAUAUCUCCUUCUUUUGUUUCUAUUGUUUUCUUAUGAAAAAGAAAUUAAUUGUACAAAUUUGACAUAUACUAGUUCUAAUUUUUUAGUGAUAUUACGAUGACAAUAUACUGAAUUGUUCUAUAGUUUAAUACUGUUUUUUUCUUAAUCUAUUAAUCAUUCGAAGAAAAUUAAAUAAAUUAAUUAAGUUUUCCUUGUUU